Colletotrichum gloeosporioides is the source of this 1599-nucleotide messenger RNA. RefSeq lists its product as uncharacterized. Lineage: Eukaryota; Fungi; Ascomycota; Sordariomycetes; Glomerellales; Glomerellaceae. Gene Ontology annotation, molecular function: protein binding. The coding region runs from base 1 to 1599 and encodes 532 amino acids. The transcript is spliced from 6 exons. The record is from RefSeq and is a predicted model, not a curated record.
AUGGCCUGGGGCCACGACUACGAGGGACCGGUCCUCAUUGAUAAUGAACACCGAUUUCCAUGGGAGGACCGAUUCUCCGAUCGAGAGUACAUAGGGCCCGAUCCUGUCCUCACAACAAAUCCAUACGACGUCCCAGACAUACAGAGUCUGCUGGCCGAAGACCCCAAAUCACCACCAAGUUCAACAUUAUCGGUUUCUCAAUUCACAACGCUAGCACAAGACGUCUUUUUUGCACUUCCAGAAGAACUCCGGUCAGUGAUCGCGACGUGUUUGCCGACAUUGGACGUCUUGAACCUUCGCCUAGUCUCUCGUGCGUUCUGGACUAUGUUCAAUAAUCAACAAUUCUGGGCAUCGAGAUUCGGAGAUUCUUCAGACCGCUCAUGGCUCUUUGAGGCUCGGCACAGCACAGAGACUCAAAAUUGGAGAUGGCUGUAUCGCCGAACGAACAGUCUGCGUAGAGGCUUUGGUCUACAAAACAGAGUUCGUGUCUGGAAUCUAGCCCAGAAGCUUGUGGAUAUUCUGGAUUUCCAUUGGGUCGACAUUGGCGUCAAUUAUUCUCCAUGCUCUGACCAGCGUGUAGAAGCUUCUGGCGAGAUGUGGGAGCAGCCGGUUGCGGGUUACUCUCUAUUCGACAAGGGCUGUCGUCUCUUCGAAAGGCAUCUGGUGACUAUCCCUGAACAAUUAUCGCGGAUCUCUGUCUGUUCCAUUCAGUUGGGGGACAUGAGUUAUGUCACUGGACUCAAAUUCACCACUGUUGUGGGCGGCAUCCGUCAAAUUGGCUACUGGGCCACACCUGAACAGUCUCUGGAAACUUCAGACGUCUGUGGCUUCAAAUUGGCCGUGGGAGAAAGGGGUAUUCAAGCUUUGCAGUGCAUUGAUUCGAAGUCUUCAACCUAUCCCUGGAUUGGCUGUCCGGAAAGGUCGCCCAAGACGCUGCGCCUAAACGUGGGUGACCACGUUGCCGACCUUGAAAUUGGAUUCGAUGGCUGCAAAAUUGUCAGCCUAUCUGUCUAUUCCCAGUUUCCGUCGCCCAAUAAAAUGCUGCAUGAUGGAAACAGGCUGCGAAAUUCAGGAAUGUGGUAUCCUGAUGUACCGGAACAAAACCUCUGCUUGAACGAAGCAUCCUUUCCUCCGAGGGAGAAUUAUUUGAGCGGAUACAAACCCUUAUUUUGGACUUCAUUUGGUGGUUCAGGUGGCAGCGGCAUACGGCGCAUUGACUUCACAUACGACAUUGCAGUCCCUUCGGAACAUCAGACGUUCGGAUGCCAGGCGUCGGGAGAGUGGACCAAAGUUACCGACUUCGCGAUCGAUGGAGCUGGAGGCGAAUUCAUCAAUGCUAUCGAGGUGUUCCAGCAUUACCCCAACGAAGGUUACCCUUGGCUGGUCGAAGAAGGGACUGUGGUGGCAUUUAAGACGACCACAAAUCGAGAGAGAUCAUGUUUCUUCUCAUUCCAUUCUGAUCCACCCAGCAGUCUACCUUUCGUAGUUACAGCGUCUCCUGGAACAGCAAUCACAGGGUUCUAUGGAAGUCAUCGUCCUCAUGACGGUAGUGGCAUUACAGCCUUAGGGGUCAUCUCGGAAGCGAUUGAGGGAAAGUGA